Molecule: messenger RNA, 678 nt
Organism: Mesorhabditis spiculigera
Lineage: Eukaryota; Metazoa; Nematoda; Chromadorea; Rhabditida; Rhabditidae
Source: the annotation of a GenBank genome assembly
AUGGGCAUCUCGGACAACGAUGUGCAGAAGCAGCUGCGCCACAUGAUGGCCUUCAUCGAGCAGGAGGCCAACGAGAAGGCCGAAGAGAUCGACGCCAAGGCCGAGGAGGAAUUUAACAUUGAGAAGGGACGUCUGGUUCAGCAGCAACGAACAAAGAUCAUGGAAUUCUACGAGAAGAAGGAGAAGCAGGUCGAGCUCCAGCGCAAAAUCCAGAGCUCCAACUCGCUGAACGCCGGCCGUCUGAUGUGCCUGAAGGCCCGCGAAGACCAUCUUCACAACGUGCUCGAGGAGGCGAAGGCCAACCUUUCAAAGAUCUCAGGCGACACCGCUCGCUACCCGUCGAUUCUCAAGGGACUCGUCAUGCAGGCUCUCCUUCAAAUGCUGGAGAACGAGCUGACGCUGCGCUGCCGAAAGCAAGAUGAGCACCUGGUUGAUCAGCUUCUUCCCGAAUGCCUGGACGCCUUGGAAAAGCAGUGGGGCAAACGAUCAAAGGUCAACGUUGAUCGCCAGCACUACUUGCCAUCGGAGUCGGCUGGAGGAGUCGAAGUGAGCGCAAAGGGAGGCAAGAUCAAGGUCUCGUCGACCCUAGAAAGCCGCUUGGACCUGAUCGCUAACCAGAUCGUGCCUCAAGUUCGCACCGCUCUCUUCGGGCCCAACCAGAACCGCAAAUUCUUCGAC